ACUUCCGGGGGAUUCGCCGUAUCAAAUUUCCCCCGGGAAGCAGGCCUCUUGACCAGCAGCUUGGGGAGCCCGAGCCGUUUCCCAGAACGUGCAGGGAGGGGAAAUACUUUCAGUGAUCCUUUAGAACACGCAUGUUUUUGUGUGCUUUUGUGGGUACAUUAUUUGGGACGUAUGUUCUUGGCGAAUUUCUUAAUCUGGAAGCCCGAGCGGACUAUAAAAGGCGCACGCAGCCCAAUUUCCGGAGGACAGAGAUUGCGAAGAACAACCAGGAAGCAGCUGGGUUGGGAGCUGUCCCCGGUUCUCCGCUUUGCUUUCGAGGGUGCCUCCAGGGGUCCCUAAGCCGCGGCCCCCCGACUGGUCCUAGGCUCCGGCCCGGGUCCAUCACUCCGGAGCUGCCAUGUCAUCCGAUUUCGAAGGCUAUGAGCAGGACUUCGCGGUGCUCACUGCAGAGAUCACCAGCAAGAUUUCGAGGGUCCCCCGUCUCCCGCCUGAUGAGAAGAAACAAAUGGUUGCAAAUGUGGAAAAACAGCUUGAAGAGGCCAAAGAACUGCUUGAACAGAUGGAUUUGGAAGUCCGAGAGAUACCACCACAAAGUCGAGGAAUGUACAGCAACAGAAUGAGAAGCUACAAGCAAGAAAUGGGAAAACUCGAAACAGAUUUUAAAAGGUCACGGAUCGCCUACAGUGACGAAGUUCGGAAUGAGCUCCUAGGGGAUGAUGGGAAUUCCUCAGAGAACCAGUUGAUAAAAUUACGUGAAGAGAGGGCACAUCUGCUCGAUAACACAGAGAGGCUGGAAAGGUCAUCACGGAGACUAGAGGCUGGGUACCAAAUAGCAGUGGAAACCGAACAAAUCGGCCAGGAGAUGUUGGAAAACCUCAGUCAUGACAGAGAAAAGAUACAACGAGCACGGGAAAGACUUCGGGAAACAGAUGCAAACUUGGGGAAGAGCUCCAGGAUUCUGACGGGGAUGUUGCGAAGGACCAAUAAAAGAACUAGCACUGUACAUCUCUCCACUGAAGAGAAGCAAUGGAGUAAGAGUCUGGGACUCCCAUCGUGCAGAGCAGAUAUUAUGCAUUUUAGAAUAGGGCAAGAAGCAAGCCACCGGAGAGGACGGAUCUAAUACCUCAUGCCUGCAAAGAAUCAUCCAGAACCGCAUCCUGCUCGUCCUCCUGGGAAUCAUCGUGGUCGUCACCAUCCUGACAGCGGUCACUUUUUUUGUCCGAGGACACUGAUGUAUCAGCUCUCCCUUGAUAAACAGCAACCGAGGCUUGUUCUGAGUAAUUAAGACAAAAUGGUCACAUGAAUCAUUCUUUUGCGCUGACAGGCCCUGGGUGACCCUCUCUCUCCCUCACCACUGUUCAGCUAAAGUGCAAAGAGUGUAAAAAUAUUUUCUAUUCCUGUUUGCAUGUGGGUUGGUUUCCUUUUCUAGAUUUGUCUUCACCCAGAUUUGCUUUUAUAGGCAAAGGUGAAUGUUUAUUUGCCUUUGGGUAAUGUCAUCUGUUGUCCAAAAUAACCUUGGUGACAGUCUUCCUUACCCUGCGGACAUGUGAGGGGUCAUGGUUUGGAAGAGGGCAUGAUGAGUCAGUCACUAGAGUUUCUGUCUGUCACAUAUCUCUUGUCACCAAAAAGUCCUUCUAUGAUGUCCAAGGAUAAAAAUGCAAAGAAAACCAGGGGCCAGGGCCAGGGCCCAGCUCCUGCAAGCCAGCCCUGUCCCUUCUCAGGCUUAACAAAUACAGUCAACCUGCCUGAGCACUUUUAUUGCAAAGGAAGGUAUUUAAUGUCACUUGUACAGGAAAUUGACUUAGCACUUUCCCUGUUUUUCUAUUGCAUAAUUUUUUUAACCCAAGAAUAUUUUUGCUGAACCUGCCCAAUAUCUACUUUUCUCAACUUUGGUUACUAGCCACAAGAAAUAUUUCCCUGCCUUCCCCAAAUCACACUGACCCCCAGAAUUUGCUGGCAAAAGGAACCCUGGCACAGUAUUUAAUGGUGACCUCAUCUUCCCUGACCCGUGUAAGCAUCUCUGUAUCCUUUCAGUUUUAAUAUCUGCUCUGCCAAAAGCAGCCCUCAAACAUGCAAAAGGUCUGACAAGGUUCUCUCCACAUCCAUUCCAGUAUGUAAAGAGAACAUGAAUAUUUCAGUAAGAGCAAGAACAUGACUGUCGGUGUGAAAUUUCCAAUGUGUUAUAAAUCUGGGGGAGUCCUAUAGGAGGAUCCACUAGAAAUAAACUUUGUGGAAAAUGUUCACUAACCUCCUUUCAAAGAAUGAGGGAUUGCGGAGAGUUACAAAAGGACCACUUGGGUUUUUUUACCAACAAAUGUUAGUAAAGCCUUUCCUGAAUUCACUGUAUGCCAACCUCCAA
Messenger RNA from Marmota monax (woodchuck), 2359 nucleotides. RefSeq names its product vesicle transport through interaction with t-SNAREs 1A (gene Vti1a). NCBI's taxonomy places the organism in Eukaryota, Metazoa, Chordata, Mammalia, Rodentia, Sciuridae. The transcript has 10 exons. Gene Ontology annotation, cellular component: Golgi apparatus; SNARE complex; endoplasmic reticulum membrane. Gene Ontology annotation, biological process: intra-Golgi vesicle-mediated transport; Golgi to vacuole transport; vesicle fusion with Golgi apparatus. The record is from RefSeq and is a predicted model, not a curated record. Bases 398 to 1120 code for a protein of 240 amino acids. Gene Ontology annotation, molecular function: SNAP receptor activity; SNARE binding.